Molecule: messenger RNA, 849 nt
Organism: Suillus subaureus
Lineage: Eukaryota; Fungi; Basidiomycota; Agaricomycetes; Boletales; Suillaceae
Exons: 2
Coding region: 1-849 (282 amino acids)
Cellular component (GO): RNA polymerase II transcription regulator complex
Molecular function (GO): transcription cis-regulatory region binding; DNA-binding transcription activator activity, RNA polymerase II-specific
Source: RefSeq, a predicted model, not a curated record
AUGCUACACGGUUACCCUCCUCCGGGCCAGCAGCAAGGUCAGCAGUCUGAGGCUCUGCAGCAGCAGCAGCAACCUCAACAGCAACAGCAACAAACUCCACAGGCUAUUCCUGCAAUGCGUCUCCGCGACGACCCACUGCCGCCCCAACCUUCCACAUCUCAGGCACCCGCACAGCCAGCCGCCCCAGCUGCAACAACCCGUUCUCGCAAACGUAAAUCUCCCCCAACAACAACCACCCAGCCGCCGCCGCCGCCACCACAGCAGCUCCAGCAGCCUCCGCCUGGCAUAUUUCUUCCUCCAAUGUUACCACCCCCGCAUGGACACCAUCCAUCGCCCAUGCCCAUUUAUUUCUCUGGCCCUCCGGGGCCCGAGUUCGGUGGACCUCCACCCCACCCGCCCCCGGGUGAACAACCUUCCCCACAGAUUGAGGGUCAGCCUGGUGGUCCUGAUGACUCAAAGGCCAAUGGUCGUCCAUUGAGUCAGACCAAGCGGGCAGAGCAAAAUAGGAAGGCGCAGAGAGCGUUCAGGGAACGUAGGGAUCAGCACGUUAAAGCCCUCGAGUCGCGUUCUCAACUACUGGAUGCAGCACUUGCGUCCGCAGAUGAGGCGAAUCGUCGAUGGGAGGAAUGUCGAGCGCUUAAUGACAGACUCCGCGAUGACAUCACACAUCUCCGCGAGGAAAACACGCACCUCCGUCAACAGCUCGACGAGGUGUACUCCCAGAUUCCACAGGGUUUACUCUCACAUCUCAUGCCCUCCCAGCCCCAGCAGCAGCCACCAACACAAGCGCAGCCUCAGCCAGCGACGGCUGAGGCGGAGAAGAAGGAUGACACUGCCUCCAAAGAGUGA